AUGGCUCAGCUUUGGAAACUUGUUCUCUUGUGCGGCCUGCUCGCUGGGACCUGAGAGUCUCUUCUUGACAUUCGUGGCAACAGUGUUCUGAGGAAGCUGAAAUCUGGUCUUGAGAGAGGACUUGGCACCUUUGACAGUACAGUUGAAAUUAUCUUUCAGAAUGCGAAGACUGAAUUGGAAUCCAGGUUAGACGAGGUUGUGGAGCAUCAGGAAACUGAGAAUUUCUUGGAACAACUCAUUUCUAGAAUUUUUCAAGUAGUGAGCAGGCUUACAGGGGUGAGAAUCAGGAACGUCCAAGUCUCGGAUAUCACAUUCGAAGCAACUUCUGACAACGGUGCUGACGUGUGGAUCCCCAUCACUGCCGACGUCACCGUGAGCCAGCCUUUUUUGGGUGAGAUUGUCGACCUGGACCUCAGUGUGGACCUCCAAACUAGUGUCAGCAUUGAAACGGAUGCUGAGACUGGUGACUCCAGGGUGGUCGUGGGAGAAUGCACCAACAACCCAGAAAGCAUCUCACUCACGGUGCUGCACAGCCGCUUUGGACUGCUCAACGAUGUUGUGGACAUUGGCGUCAACCUUGCAAGAACGGUGGUGUCCUCUGUAGUGGAGGACGAGCUGUGCCCACGAUUCCGCGAGCUCCUUGAAAGCCUGGAUGCAGAGUGUGUUGAGAAACUCAUUGGCGAGUCUCAGGACACCACCCAACAGGAAACUGAAGGCCGCAGAUGAGGAAACCGCUGGGAUGCCCGCCUGCUGGUGAGGGCUGGGUCCAGGGCCCUGGGCUGAGAGAGGAUGAGACCCCCCACAGGGGCCUGUGGAGAAGCAGAAACAAGCUUGGCUUCUCUUCUUUCUCUAGUGGUAGAGUCAGCCCUGAUCUCGGUCACAGACCAACUCCUGACCCUAAAUCAGACAAACAGAUUGUGCUUGAUUCUGCUCCCUGACUGAGCCCGGAACAGCCAGACUGAGCUUUGACUCCAAUAGUUGACUGAGCCCUGACACUGGUCACAGAUAGAGACCAGAUCGCAUCUCAGCCUGAUCCCUGAUCCUGAUCGUACACUGAGCCCUGAACCCUGGCUCCUCUGGGCCCUGAUCAG
Molecule: messenger RNA, 1091 nt
Organism: Bubalus bubalis (water buffalo)
Lineage: Eukaryota; Metazoa; Chordata; Mammalia; Artiodactyla; Bovidae
Product: short palate, lung and nasal epithelium carcinoma-associated protein 2B-like
Molecular function (GO): lipid binding
Source: RefSeq, a predicted model, not a curated record